Messenger RNA from Emiliania huxleyi CCMP1516, 1993 nucleotides. RefSeq lists its product as hypothetical. The transcript is spliced from 5 exons. Bases 1 to 1944 code for a protein of 647 amino acids. The record is from RefSeq and is a predicted model, not a curated record. NCBI's taxonomy places the organism in Eukaryota, Haptophyta, Isochrysidales, Noelaerhabdaceae.
AUGCGCGCGCGCCGCAAAGGCCCACCAAUGGGUUCCGUCCUCGCCUUCCUAGUCGGCACAUUGCCGCUCGCGUCCGGGUCAAUCCGCCGACCCGAGAUGGUGGCGGCGGCGCGCUCGGUCCUCCGUCCUGAGGUGGUGGUGGGGAACCACAACGCCGAGGCUGUGGCGGAGGCGCACGUGGAGGCGGUCGAGGCGAACGUGGAGGCGGCAGAGGCGGGCGUGGUGGCGGAGGCGCAGGCGGCGGAGGCGGAGGCCGGGUGCGCGCUGCGCCUGCUCGGCGGAACAUGCUGGUCGUGGCGCGAUGAGAAGGAGGCCGUGCCGGUGCCGUUCGAAGAGGCGACGCCGCGGACUGAGGCGCUCAAGCUCGGGCCGUCAUGCGAGACGGACUGGUUUUCCGACGCGGUGGCGUCGCAGCUCUCCGAGUGGACGGCGUCUGAGAUCCGGCGGAUGCGCGGCAAGGACGCGCUGACGAUGACGCUCUCGAACGACGACGUGCCGGUGCUGCAGCGGCUCGGCCUCGAGGGGACUGAGAUCGAGGUGUACGGCGGCGCGCUCAGCCCCGGCGCGAUGGUCACGCUGCAACCUGACGCCGGACACGUCACGCUGCGCAACCUGACGCUGGUCGACAUCGCGCCGGUCCGAGUCUCGUACGGCAUGUGCUACGACGACUACGAGUGGUGGCAGAGGCAGGACCUGCUCACGCAGUGGCUCGCGGGGCGGGCCCCGGACGGCGCCCAAGUUGCGCUCACGCACAUCGACGUGCGGGUCGAGGGGCGGUGGACGCUGCGGCAGUCGACGGUGGGCGGGAUGCGGGUGACGUACGACUACGGCAGCGCGGAGCUCACGCUGCGCGGAAACAUGCUGCUCGACUACGACAUGCACGCGCUCACGACGUCCGCGAUGAGGCGGUGCCGAGGCAACUUUGAGAUCGGCGACCUCGACGUCGUUCCGUCGCUGAUGCCGGAGGCUGCGGCCGAGGCGAUGCUCAACCCGUUCCUGCCCGUCCUCGCGCAGGAGAUCGCCUCCAUCCUCUGCUACGGCGGCCCGGACCCGGAGGGCGGCCUCAACGUCGUCGGCGCAAUCACGCCAAAGGUCCAGUUCUCGGGCGGCGACUCGGUCUCGGUCCAGUUCUCCGGGCUGCAAGGCCUGACCAACGCCCUGCUGCGCGAGCACGCGGGCGUGCUGUGGCUGUUUGAGAACCGCAACGCCGAGCGCUUCCUGCCCUCCCCGCCGCCGCCGCAGCCGCCGCCACAGCCGCCGCCUCCGCCCCCGCACCCGCCGCGCGAUUGCUGGCUGCCUUGCGGCGGCGCGUCGGGCGCCUGCCGCGGCUUCUGCGGCGGCAGCGGGCUGUGCUGCUCGACGAGCUACGAGCUCACGACGGCGCAGCAGGGAGGCUGCCCCAAGUGGGCUGGGUGCGACGGCUUCCACUGCUGCGUCGAUGAGCAGCGCUCCUUCUGGGACGCGUGGGACGGGGCAGGCUGGCACCGCCUCGGCUGGCGCGCCGAGGACACCACGCGCCGCUGGCAGCAAACGGCGGCGAGCCGCUGGCAGCAAAAGGCGGCGAGUGGCUUCAGCUGGCGCACCCACGAGGCCUCCUCGCACGACGGCUUCCUCGGACCGCUCGACGGCGUGCUCGAGCUGCGCUCGUACACUCCGCCGCCGCGCUUCCCCCCCCUCCUCCCACCCCCGCCGCCGCCGCCACCUCCACCGCCACCUCCACCGCCGCCGCCGCCACCACCGCCUGUCGUCUCCGAGGCAGCCAACCGAGGCUGGUGGUUGCUCCGCGUUGAAGGGCGCUCGAGCGGCCCCUCUAGACGCUUGCGACCGCUCGCCACGACAGCGAUUGUGCUACUCGCCGUCGCGUUCGCUGCUCUUGGCCUAGUAGCUGCGAGGCGGCCGCGAGUAGGUAGUCGCGCAUCCUCCUCAGCCGUAUUGAUGAUUUAGUUUGUCGUGACUCGGGCGUGUUUUUUGGACCCUUGAAUGGGUGGCUGUA